AUGGCGUUACUAAAAUUAUGCGGUAUUGAAGCUAUUAAACCAUUAGUUGAUUGGUUAAAACAAGAAAUUCCUGAAGGAAAUGUACAAUUUUCAUAUGAUCAACAAUACGUUUAUAAGAAAGAUGGAACUCGUAUUCAAAUUCCUAUGGAAUUGGUGGGUUAUUGUGGGGAAUGUGGUAAAAAUAUGAUUAAGGAAUAUAAAAGUUGGAUGGAUAAAUUUGCAGUACCGGAUGUGAUUUUAAAUAAAGUCUUUGGUAAUAAUUUGGAAGCACUAAAAGGUUACUUUUCUUGCCCAUUAAUACUUUAAUUUCAUUAUUUUAUUCAUAUGUAAGGUACAAUGUAUUAUAAUAAGAAUAACGAAUAUUUUAUAGGAUUAAUGAAUUAUACAUAAUAUAUGUAUAAAAUUUCUAUAUAAUUUGUUAAAAAGUUUAUUGUAAUUUAAAGAUUAAAUUUUUUAUUUCUUUCAUAACAAUUUGAGUGUAUAAUAAAAUAGAUUGUAUUUUGGUUAACAAUGUUUGAGCGUUCGACUAAAAAAAACAGAAUAAAUAAUAUCACAUGAUUUAAUUGUU
Rhizophagus irregularis DAOM 181602=DAOM 197198 is the source of this 568-nucleotide messenger RNA. Lineage: Eukaryota; Fungi; Glomeromycota; Glomeromycetes; Glomerales; Glomeraceae. The record is from RefSeq and is a predicted model, not a curated record.